AUGGCGGUUCGCGCCCUGUUGCAGGUGGCCGAGACGAGCCUCGUCUGCUACGUCUGCUACACGCUGCUCCGCUCCCCGGUGGUGUUUUCAUGCGGCCACGUCUUUUGCAAGACAUGCGCCGAGCGCUCCAUUGAGGGGAGGCCACGCUGCCCGCUGUGCAACCGCACCGUGGCGAGUCGCCGGGCGAUCACCCCGCUGCCGACCCUCGCGAGGGUGAUGAGUUUGGUGCACGACGUGGCCAAGUCAUUGCGGUUGGGGCAGGCGACGCACGUUGCUGCCGCCGUAGGUGCCGGCAACAGCCCACCGCCACAGCUCAGGGAAAGGCUGAUGCCGAGCUUUGCGGCGGUGGACGAAUGCUCCCUGACGGCGGCUGUCAGGGAUUGUCUUGCGUCGACGUCCACCGUGCGCGACGAGGAUGCAGGGUUGCUGCAGACGCCGAUCAUGCACCGCGAUGGGAGUGUGGCAGAGACGCAGUUUCUGCGCACCUCCCCGCCGCCUUUGGCGAUGCUGGCCGAAUGCUUUGUGGGGUGCGACGAGAACGAAACGCAACGGAUGCUCUCGCCGAGCCCUACAUCGAGUUCAUCCUCCUCUUCUUUGCGGCAAUCUUUCCACCAAUGCGUGGCACUGCGUCGCCGCGGUGGUGGCCGUUCGACGGGGGCCUACGAGCAUGUGGGCUGCUGUGCGCUGUGCGGGCUAGACAUUGCAGACCGUGCACGGGUUCGCCACUUUCUGCGACAGCUGCUUCAUGCAGACCCCACCUGCGACCACAUGCGUCUCCAGCAGCUGAACGAGGUAAUGCUGAGCGACUUUCUGGGCCCCAUGUGGGACCUGCGUCUCUCCACACCAGGUGUGAGUCAUGCAGCACACGGGAUGUGCCGAAAACGCAGCCGCAGUACCAAUUCGUCUCCUCCGCCAUCAUCCUUCACGCUAUUGGUGCACCAGGCGUGUCUCGAGUGGUGCGUGUUGCACCGGCGCGUGCAGGACACUGUCACUCUGAAGGUGGCGGUUACAGGCACGCUGCUGCGGGAGCUUGACGGCUCCUCUUGUGCCUCUGCCUGUUCAUUUUGCUCAGCUCGCGGGCGGUGUCUGCUUAUGUGCAGAGACUGUCAGCGGAGGGCCUUUCACUACUCCUGCGCACUGCUGACAGGUGCCGGCGUGUGCAAUAUUUCUGCCGAAACCAUGUCCUUGAUAUGUGCGAUGUGCUUGCGGAGACACGAGGAGGAGCAGGAGGAGUCAGAGAAGGCAGAGGCGGAGGGGGAGUUGAUGCUGUGGUAG
Messenger RNA from Trypanosoma rangeli, 1275 nucleotides. RefSeq lists its product as uncharacterized. Bases 1 to 1275 code for a protein of 424 amino acids. The transcript has a single exon. Lineage: Eukaryota; Euglenozoa; Kinetoplastea; Trypanosomatida; Trypanosomatidae. The record is from RefSeq and is a predicted model, not a curated record.